Caenorhabditis sp. 36 PRJEB53466 is the source of this 4339-nucleotide messenger RNA. Lineage: Eukaryota; Metazoa; Nematoda; Chromadorea; Rhabditida; Rhabditidae. The record is from the annotation of a GenBank genome assembly.
AUGACUACCGAAUUCGUGUCAGAAGAGGAGUCCAAGUAUGCGGUAAGUGUGUUGACUUUGUACGUGAAAGGGCAACGGGAAAAGAUGCAAGAGUAUUAGAACUAGAAACACGGACAGAUUAUAGCGCAUUAGUGGCAGAAUCUGCAAGUAAGUUCAAAAUGUUUCUGAAAUAGUCGUCACACCGAGGGUUCCUUAUUGUAGAUCCAUUGGUUCAGCAUCUCUUUCAGAAUGAUAAAUUCCUGGUUCCAAUUUUUGUUUGCAAACAAACUCCCACCCAUUCAGCGCUGGUUUCCCUCAUUCGUUCCAUCAAAUGAGUCACUGAAAACGGUCUUCCUCCCUCCAAAAGACCAUCCCUUUUGUCGUGUUUGCUCUCUCGCUCUGCGUCUCUCUUUCCCGCACACUCUCUCCCCCUUCCAGGAGGCUUUUCCACUCGAAAACCGUAUUUCGAUACACCCUCUUAACGUCAGCAAAAGGCCAUUUUCCGCCUUUCCAACUUUCUAGUCCAUAAUUAUGUGAGAAGACGAGACGCUUUCUUUCUCACUCUCUCAGUCUCAUUUCCACUCUUUGUUCUAGAUCUUCUAUGUACCUGUAAGUAUUUGCCGAACAAUCUUGUUGACCUUUUCUCUGAUCAUUGGUUGUGAUGUGUUGCCACGUCAUAGUCUAUGAGUAGUGAAUGAUUUCGAAUUUGUGAACGGCUCGGCUGAAUCUGUUUGUUUUUCGUGUUGAGAACAACACAAAUAGCAUACUCAAGAAGAUUCUCUUGUUGAUCUUUUGGUUGAUUGGAUAAUAAAACAAAGUCUGUAACGACUGGAGAUGAGUCAGAGUUCUGCUCCAUUUCGAGUUUUGUAGAGGCACAAAAAAGUGAUACAACUGGCAAAUAUUUAUUCUCGUUUCCCAUUCACCAAUUUUUGAAUAUCUUUUUUUGUCAAGACGUUAGUGUGGCAUUACGUGUCCGUUCGAUCCAUUAGUCACACCAAAUCAAAGAAAAUGUAGGGCUGGGCGAAAUGCCUGGACUUUUGGCUCACUUUGCAGGCUUUUUGGACUUGGAUUGAAGUGUUUUGGGUCUUAGAAGCCGAAAAGGCCUGGUUUUUGCAAAGCUUUCGGCUUUUUCGGCCUCUAUUCCACAUAUCUCCGGCCCAAAAUAUCCGAACGGUCUGAAACUCAAAUCCAAGAAGCCUGGGUCCGAUAGAAUAAUCGCGAAUGGAUUGAAAGUCCAGGCGUGGGCCAUGCGUGUGUCCAGCUUCGGCUAAAAGGCAUCACAAACCGUUCCUCUUUGUCAUAUCCUCGUCACUCGUUUUUCUGUCGCUUUCUCCCUCCAAAAACGCGCAUGUUCUGCCGCCGCCGCCGCGUCUCUCUCUAUGUGUGUAUGUUUUUGUUCCCUUCCGGAAUCCGCGCGGAAAACCGUGCGGAACGACAAAUACGUCGCGGUUUUUUGCCUGUGUGUGUGUGUGUUCCGGCCCUCUAACGGAGCGCCUCCCGCGUCAUUCGCGUCACUUGAUAUCCCUUCCCGAGUGAGCGCCCCGGCAUUUUCCAUUGAGAGCGGUGAAAACUGCUGGUAUUCCCUUUUGGAACUAAAUAUUACUUGAUAUUUGUGACAACGACAAAACACGCGAAUGCUCCAAUUAUACGAGGUAUGAAACAUUUUCCAGAACUUGUUCGAAAUGUGCCCAUUUCGAUCUGGUUGAUCGCUAAUCCUCAGGUGAUCUCGCAGACCUCACAAAGGUGUCAAAUAACAAAAAUUGGCUGCGGGUUUUUGAACUUUUCUCUGACUCACGCAUCACUUUUGACGUACUUUGAGUGCCGCUGAAAAUUCUAGAGUUCCAGCCCAAAAGCAUCAGGUCUAAAGAUCUCUGACUCAUACGCCCGCCACUCAAAGAAAUUGACUCAUACCUUCUCUCCCCGUCUGCGCUUUCUUUCUCUCUUAUCACUGCUCAGGUGGGUCUCGGAAGCUUGUCACACAGAACAUGACAUGUUGCGAAUGUUUUUGAGAGGAAAACGGAAGCCGGAGGGCAGUUUCGAGUGAAGUUCAUGGGUAUUCAGUUUCCGCCCGCUUUCUAUUCCUCGUUACGUGCUUUCAUACAAAUUCCGAAUUCCUCAUUCCACUUGCGUCAUCCUCAUCCGCUCACGCUCACGCUUCGCUUCUCAUUCUCUCCGUCUCUUUCUUCUAGUCGUCAUAGAAACCGAGACUGAAAGCGAAGAGAAGCUUACAAUCGAGAGAGUAUGGGAAACUGAGAGACGCAGAGCAUCGGGAGCACGCCUUUCGCAAUCCGCUCUCAUUUCGGCUCAUAUUUGGUCUGUCGGCUUGUCACCUGCCGGCGGAUUCUUCCCAGUCAAAAUUGACGAAUAUCAGAAAAAGCAUUACCUCAUUGAUGUAAGUUUGAGCGCGUAGAAUAGAUGAUGCAGUGAUGUUUGUCCCAAUGUUCUUUUUAUGUUUCUAGAAUGAAACUAGACUUCCUCUUAAUGUUACUCUACUACGUAUACUCUGUCUAAGAAGUCUUGGAAUGAGGACAAAUCCACAGUAAAGAGAAAAGGAUGUGAAGUUCUCAAUCCUUUCCAAUGUUUUUCGCUCUAUCCAUCGGAUCAAUACUCCACUAAUCGAACAUAAUCCUCCGAGACCAGUUCAUCCCUUUCGCAGCCUCUCCCUACAUGCCUCCCAAACCACAAGUACUUGUUCAUCCAUCCUCUAACAAUAGCCUUUCCUGCUCUCGCCGCCGCAAACCAACGUGAGCUCCACGGGAAGUGAGCACAAUUUGAGCAGCUGUGCCAACCUCGCUUCCGUCCUCAACCACCCACCUUCUUUCGUUUCUUUUUCUACUUUUCCUGUCCGAAGGAAUUCAUUUGGACGGCUGAAUGAGGAGGAGAACGGAACGAGAUGCUAAUUUGAUACGGUUUCUUCCAUUCGUCCACUCAUUCUCGAUCAGUCAAUCACUCCUAAUUUCAUUUACAUUUCUUUGCUUUGGAAUUUGAUCCAAGCGGAAGAAGUUUCAUUCCCCCUUCAUUCCACGAUCAAUUCCCGCUCUCUUCAUUUCAUUCUUUCAGGACUCGCCUAUGCGAUUACAAGGCAGCUCGGCGAGCAGCGCGUCGGUCGCCUCCAGGUUAUACGGUACCCGAUCGAGAAGAGACAGUCUCGGAGGCAGCUCUUCCGAAAGCGAUUUGAUUGCGUUCGGAGGUGACAGCGACGCCAUGAACGAAUUCAGUUCACAAGUAAGAGAUUCUGAUUGAUUUGAAGUGCAUUUCCAUAUAAAUCUUGGUUUCAGAUGAAUCACCUGAACUCGUUCACGAAGCGUUACUCGGAGCUCGAGGAGCGCAACAUGAAUCUUUCCGACGAGCGAACCCGUCUGAAGACGGAGAACUCAGUGCUCAAGGAGCGGAUGCACAAUCUGGAGGAGCAGUUGACGGACAACGAGGACCGGUACAAGCAGCUACUCUCAGACGAGAAGACACGUGGCACUGAAUCGAUGUCGCGACUGAAAAGAGAGAAGGAACUGGAGACGGAGAGCUGGAACCUGAAGUAUCAGAUGCUCGAAAAGGACCUGGUGUCCGCGAAGAAAGAUGUCGAAAGAGCGAACGAGGAGACGAAGAGAGUGAAGCAGGAGCUGGAGAAGACGGCGAACAAGCUGGAAGAGUCCCAGCUGCUCAUCGAGGGAAUGGAAGAGGAACGGAUCAAGCUGGAGAGACAGUUCAAAAAGUACAAGGAAGAGGCACAGCAGGACAUUGACUCGAGCAGCGAGAUGGUCGAAGUGCUCACAAUGGAGACGGAAGAAUUGAGGAGGAAAGUGGACGGUCCCAGGUCCGGGAGCAUUUCCGAUCACAUCGGGGACAUGAACGAGGAGAUGGAUGCGCUGAGAGCCAAAGUCGCAGAGUUGAUGAGGGAGAAAGAGGAGAUGGCCGAUCAGCUGUUGGCCACUUCUGUCGAACGGGGAAGGUAGGCUCGGGGACUGUGAUUUGAAUAGAUUUGAAUGAGUGAUUUGCAGGUCCCUGAUCGCAGACACCCCUUCGCUUGCCGAUGAAUUGGCCGGCGGGGACUCUUCCCAGCUGCUCGAUGCUCUUCGGGAACAAGAGAUUUGCAACCAAAGUUGCGUGUGUACAUUAACGGAAUCCUGAUGCGUGUCAUCGAGAGACACCCGGAGAUCCUCGAGAUCGGAGAAGAAGUGAGCACCGGCCUCGUGUCGCGUAACCUCACGUUCAAUUUCCAGGAAUCGUCGCCCAGUUGACGGUGCGCCGGAGAAUCUCAGUCGCCGCCAACGCCGUCGUCGUCGUCGCCGGACGAGUCCACGUCACCGACUCUUUCCGCGCGUCUUUCCGCCUACCUCCCCGCAUCGUUCUUCGAUGGGGAUGA